Messenger RNA from Punctularia strigosozonata HHB-11173 SS5, 402 nucleotides. RefSeq lists its product as uncharacterized. NCBI's taxonomy places the organism in Eukaryota, Fungi, Basidiomycota, Agaricomycetes, Corticiales, Punctulariaceae. Gene Ontology annotation, molecular function: protein binding. Bases 1 to 402 code for a protein of 133 amino acids. The record is from RefSeq and is a predicted model, not a curated record. The transcript has 2 exons.
AUGACUUUCCGGCCAACCGAGAGUCGUCGAAGCAUCUACCGAUUCGGCCCCAAACGACGUAGACCUGCCGUCGAGAGCGCACUCGCCAGCAGUUCCGAUGCCCCAGAACUAUACAAACCGCAGCGUCUGAGGGGUAUGCUGGCAAACUUACCGGAAAUGCCCCUGGAUAUUCUCUAUGAGAUUUUCAGUUACUUGGCACCUGCAGAUAUCCUCAAUCUUUCCUGGACCUCGAAGGGGCUACAUGAUGCGCUCGUGCGUCGCUCGGCCCAAUACGUUUGGAAACGAGCUAGGGCGAAUGUACCGGGGCUUCCUGAUUGUCCGGAAGAUCUCACGGAACCGGCGUAUGCUCGUUUAUGUUUCGAUGACCAUUGUGAGGUACGUGCCGCAUCUUCCGCUCCAUGA